Messenger RNA from [Torrubiella] hemipterigena, 709 nucleotides. The record is from the annotation of a GenBank genome assembly. NCBI's taxonomy places the organism in Eukaryota, Fungi, Ascomycota, Sordariomycetes, Hypocreales, Clavicipitaceae.
UUUAUAAAUGCUACUCAGAACACCUAUCAAGAUGUGCAUCUUGAGCACAAACACGGUUUAUCACAGCUCGGCGAUUUCCAAUAUCAGUCCAUGAAAAAUAUUGCCGAGGUUGAUAUUCUGCCUGUGGUGUUAGUUCUGUCUUGUACACAAUGCCGUCAAUUUGGGUAUAAAGAUGAGAACAUUAUCCUUCUCAAACAACUUCCAUUCUCUAAACACAUCGCCAUCAAUUACAAAUCUUCUCAAUCUUCUAAAAAAUUACUACAUUUGACAAAAUGAAGUUCACCGGAGCUAUCGUUUCCAUCUUAGCUACUAGCCUUGCUGCAACGGUACCAGUCUACAACGCCACUGCCGUUGCUCUAGCUUUCAAUGAAGCAGCUAAGGCGCAUUCGACCACCCAUGGUGGCUGCCCUGGCGAUGGUGGCGCAAACGGCAAUUUCUUUGAAACCAUCACAGACACUAUCACUGCCAUUGGUGGUGUUGGUGGUGAAUGGGUCGAAUUUGUCGGAUCCAUUCUAAAUGGCCAUGGUGGCGAUCACUAUGUCAACAAGCAGUAGUUGGAUGCUACUGCAUGACUGGAAAUCUGAAAUGUGAAACUUCAAAGAAAUCUUUCGGAACUAGGAGAGAUCGGAGCCUGUCAAAUUACAACCCUCUAGGUAGUUUAAAUUCAGAGAAUACUUUCCAGCGCCUGUGGAACAUACACUCAAGGGCC